This is a messenger RNA of Spodoptera frugiperda (fall armyworm), 7293 nucleotides long. Its product is annotated as protein AF-10. Bases 341 to 3235 code for a protein of 964 amino acids. Gene Ontology annotation, molecular function: histone binding; nucleosome binding. Gene Ontology annotation, biological process: regulation of transcription by RNA polymerase II. Lineage: Eukaryota; Metazoa; Arthropoda; Insecta; Lepidoptera; Noctuidae. Gene Ontology annotation, cellular component: nucleus. The transcript has 28 exons. The record is from RefSeq and is a predicted model, not a curated record.
AAAAUUCAACAUGGCUUUUACUUGAAGCUACUUCUAGUUAAUGGCAGCGAGCGAAUAAUUUUACUGACUUUUUGCAUCUAUAAAUUAUUUCUAGUCGGUGUUAUUUACUGAAAAAAAUCCAAUUUAUUUCAAGUUUCAAUCAAGUUUAACAGGGUUUAUUUAAAAUCUGUUGAUUCUGUGUAAUUACACAUCGUUUUAUCGUUCUUGCUAGGCGCAGGUGAGGUGAUAAAAGAUAUCAGUUGUAAAUUAAAGAUGAAUUAAACAAUUGUUGCUGGGAAUAUCUCCACCGAUAAACGGAUAAUUUUACUCUUGGUUUUAAGUCAAUAAUGAGGAGUACACAAUGAAGGAGAUGGUAGGAGGCUGCUGCGUGUGCUCUGACGAGCGGGGUUGGCCCGACAACCCGCUUGUCUACUGUGAUGGAAACGGCUGCACUGUUGCAGUCCAUCAAGCGUGCUACGGUAUUGUCACAGUGCCAACAGGUCCUUGGUUUUGUCGGAAAUGUGAAAGCCCAGAAACGAAAAAUAAAGUUCGCUGCGAACUAUGCCCGUCUAAGUCUGGGGCUUUGAAGCGGUCAGACACAGGCGGGUGGGCUCACGUGGUGUGUGCGCUGUACAUACCAGAGGUCAGAUUCGGCAAUGUGACGUCUAUGGAACCUAUUGUCCUGCGCUUGAUUCCACCAGAGAGAUAUAAUAAGACGUGUUACAUCUGCCAAGAUUUGGGUAAGACUCACCGCGCCAACGCUGGUGCUUGCAUGCAGUGCAACAAAUCAGGUUGCAAACAACAGUUCCACGUGACCUGUGCACAAGGCUUGGGCCUCCUUUGUGAGGAAGCAGGCAAUUAUUUGGACAAUGUAAAGUACUGCGGCUACUGCCAACAUCACUACAGUAAACUGUUCACCAAUCAUGAUGUCACCAUCAUCGCCAAGAAAAAGGGCGGUAACGUAAAGACGAUCCCGCCGUACAAGCCGGUGUCGCACGACAGUCAGUCGAGCGACUCCAGCUGCGAGAAGGAGGGCGAACCCUCUUGCUCGCCCAAGACUGGCGGCGGGGUGACACCGACAAACGCUGGCAAGUCCAAAGGGCCGGGACGCAAGUCCUCAUCGCAUGCAGCUAACACCGUGGUCUCAGGAAAGAGCACUCCAAACGCAUCAAAAACCCCAAAUCAAAACCAACUAAUGGCAGAAAUGUCGCAAGAUAACACAGACUCGGGUCCGGUCACUCGAAAACACAAGGCUUCUGAGAAAAGUGGCAAAUUGCACCAUUCGUCAGACAAGAAGAAGCCGUCGCCGUCCCGCCGCGGGUCGUCUGCCGGAGACGGUGGUUCCAGCAGUAAGACCAGUACCCCGGCGCCGUCGCCGCAGCACACGACCGAGACUGCAGCAGCUCAACCCAAAGCAGCAUCAGGCAACUCUACACCGGCAGCUCCGCCGAAGGUGACGCCCCCAGCAGCAUCACCCAGUGCUAACAAACCAGUAGAACCAGUGGGAGUCAUCAGCUCAGUAGCACAGGCAGUAGCCUCCGUGUCUACCAUCACUACCAAUCCGACUAGUGCUCCAGUCCCUGCAUCAGUGGUGCAGGUCCCAACUUCAAAGCCGACAUAUCAAGAGUCAGUGAUCACUAACACAGAUUUAGUGGAGACCAAACAAACUAAGAAGAGGAAGGCAAUCGCAGCCGCCAACAACAUGAACGCACCCGUCGAUUAUACCAAUAACAGUACUCCGCCCGUUGGGGCGGGUGAAGGCACUUCUCAACCCGGUGGAGUGUGGGAGGCCACUCACGUGCCACCCGACGUACCGCUGGAAAACGUUGACAAAAUUAUUAAGAAGGCAAAGACGGAAGGUAUAGAAGCGAUUCCAGUGCCGACGUCUCACUUCGCGAGCGUGAGCCCCGCGCCUCCUCCACCACCGCCGCCACCGGCACAUAGCCCGGCUUCCAAUCCCAGUCCAAGGCACUUGCCUAGCCCAAUGCCGGGACCGAGCGGAAUAAACCAAGUGUCAAACAUUCGCUCGCCGUCUAAUCCACAGGGCGGCAAGGGCGAUCGCGAGGGGCCUGCGUCGCUUCUCGUGUCGGUGCCGUUGCCCUCCACGAGCCACGGGCUCAACCUCACAGCACACUCACAGGUACAAAAUGACAUGCCAGGUCCUUCGCCGCAUAUUUUCCAUCAACCACAAAAGCAAGUCAGUGCGGCAAUGGACACUGGCAUGACAGGGCAUUCACCGCAUGCUAUCCCUGGGCGCUCCUGGGGAGGUCUUAACGUAGCGUAUGAACUGCAAGAUCCAAACAAACCAGGUAUGAGUGGCAUGCCUGGUCCUAGUAAGCAGCCUGAUAUGGGCCCCGUGAACAUGGCUCCCAUGCCGCCUACGACUGUACGGACCAAGAAACGCGCCGCCAUGGCUACAUCGGUCGUCGCCAUGGCUAACACAGCUUCUGCUAUACAGACUAUGACGACGCAAACGUUGGCCAGUGUACGCCGCCAGCCUCAGCCGACGCCACCGCCGAUAUACUCCGAGACUAUUAAAGACUCGCCACCGAGCUCUCCAAGCUCUGAAAGACCAUUAAAGCCUAAGAUGGAGUCCAAAACCUUCAUGUAUCCCAGGAUCGGAGCUUCUUGUACCGCCCCACACAUGCUAGGCAAUGAGCUUAACCCAGAGAGCGGAGCGGCCGCUUGCCUUCAGGAACAGUUAACUGCUGAACUAGCCGCCCAUGCCGCCGGUAGCGCAGGUGGAGAUACCCUCAUACCGCCGCCGCUUAUCAACAAAGCCGCGCCCGGCGGCAGUAUCAGCUCAGGACGGUCCUCGAGCGCUCAAAGCCUCGACCAGUUGCUGGAACGACAAUGGGAACAAGGCUCACAGUUCCUUAUGGAACAAGCCCAACAUUUCGACAGUGCGCUGCGCUAUCGUCCUUAUGUUAGGCGCCAAACAGCGCUUAUGGAAGCCGCCGUCGCUUCGCUGUUGUCAUGCCUGCACCAGCUGCGCACUGAGAACGUUCGACUGGAGGAACAUGUAGGCAGCUUGCUGCAACGCCGCGACCAUCUGCUCGCGGUAAACGCUCGGCUCGCAAUACCGCUCACUACUGUGACGACUGGCCCGCCCGAGCCGAGCCGGUGCACGCGCGAAAAUGGCCCGCAGAUGAUGCAGGUGCGGCCGCCGCCGCCGCCGGUCCGCGCCGCCGAGACUAUCACCUCGGACCGCCCACACCAGCUUAUAAUGCGUGAGGUGCAGCAGAAGCCCAGCUGAAAGGAAGAGGGUGGCGGCGGAGGCGGUGGCGAUGCUGCCGUCCCGGGGCCGUCAUCGGCCAACCCGGCAGCGCUGCACACCGUUCAAACUUUCAUAAUGCUCGAGCAACGACGCAGGGUCGAUUUCUCCAUCGACUCCAUCCUCAAGUUAAACAACUAAAUCGUAGGCGCGCUCGCUUUUAGAAGCCACAAUGAAUAUUACGUUGUUCUAGGACAAGGCUUCUACUGCAAUUAUAAAGUGCGUCUGCGUUGUUAGCUCGUGAAGGAGCAAUGUUGUUGCGCGGCUCCAACUCAAUGCCACCACCCGCUAUAAGGACUCAGCUCGACGGCCGUCGGCUUACGGACGAUCUUGUGUUCCAGCCCCUCGGGGCUGUAGUAUACACUACUAGAGUUAAAGUUCUUAAUGUUAAACUAGAUUAACGCACGGUGUGUGUUAUAUUUUUGGGCAGUUUCAGCGUUUAUACGCCGUGUCGAGGUUGAUAUCUUGAAUGUGAUGGUCUACUACAAAGUACGAAACCGAUGCUUAUAGUGUUAUAUAAAUUGUUUGCACAUUGUCUAUCGUAAAGUACUUUUUAAGAAUAAGUGUUCAAGUUUCACAUACGCUUUUGUAUGAUACGGUUUCUCGAGUUGCCAACUUUUUUUGCCCGAUUGUUAGGAGGCGUCCUGUACGGACCAAAGUUGGUAACGUUCCGCUUUAUCUGUAGAAUACACUGCGGGAUGUGCGCGCCGCAGCUCUGGUUGGUACUUUGGUUUAGAUCUCAGGUCACGGCACCACCGACUGAGUAGAUUAUGCGAAGUGCGGUUUAUUCUAUAAGUGUUAUUGUAUAUUCGACUGGAUUAAUAUCUUGAUCUAUUUGAACUGUCUGUUCUUUUGAACGACGCAUGCGAUUAAAUGUUUAAUUAGAAUUAAGUACUAAAACUGUGUAUGUACCUAGGUAUGAAUAAUAUAUGACGAGGUAGGAAGUCACUUUCUACUAGUUGAAGAUUGAAAUUAAUGUUCUGGGGAGGAUUAUAUUCCUCCACUGAAGUCCAAAAGUUAAGAAACUUGUUUGCUGGGGAUACUGAACGUUUUGUGUAUGAUAUAAAUAAAGUAAUAGAUUAUGUAGCACUGAAUUGAUUGAGUAUAUUGGAGACGUUGGCCUGGACACACGUUGGGAAUGAUUUCAAACGGGACCGUUACAUAUAUUGAUGCAUGUUUAAAUUAUUUAUUAUAAAUAGUUAAAUUGUGUGUUAGUUGUUAAUUGUAUAUGAAUAAUCUUGAUGAAUAUUUACAGUGUUUCGAUUGACGACCGGCACACAGCUUGGUAAUGUUCUUUGACGAUAAUUUCGCGCACAGAGCAGGGCCGUGUUCGUACAAGCGGUAUAUGUUUGCUACCGCCUUAUUUAAUAUAUCUGAACACUUGUAGUUGUAAGGUCAAAGCAAGGAUUUCAGUAGUUAUAGAAGUAAUUCUCAUUCGAGGUCUCAUUCUUGGCCGUUCCCUGUCUGUUUUAGAUUUGUAACAAUAGUUGUAAUGGUGUUUACAGCGCGAGACGCAACUUAUAUGUCCGCGCCAAAUAUUGUUGAGAAACGCGACACGGCCCUGAUCUAAUAUAAUAACUAUUUAUUCCUUAACAUAGUCUACGAGCACAGAUACAGUAUUUUUAUAUAAUAAAUUCACGAUGUGAUAGAGUACGUUCCUUAAAAUUGUGUAUAGGCGUUUGGCUCAGAUUAAUAUAUUGUGGGGGUAAAUAUUUGCUGCGGUCUUCAUACCGAUUCUUUGUGGCGUGACGACCAUUUUCGGACAGCAUCGAGUGGUUGUUGUGUGGACUGUUGACGCUCGAUGUAAGUGUAUGUGCCGGCAGGACCCGGCUAAUGAGAGAUUUUCUUAAAAUUCGGCACCAAAACGGUAGUCUCAUCGCCGUGAUGUGUCUUUGUGCCGGUGGCGUUAAAUACGCUCAAUUACAGCCUUGUUCGUCACGUACUAUACGUAAAACCCACUAUUAUUAUACGGCUGUUUAAUACGUCGUUAUAUUACCGUUGUCUCGCGUAACUUAAACAAAUCAAUGUAUCGAUUAUAUUGUCAUAAUAUAUGUUGAAUGUUGUUGAUCGAUGUACAACUCUUAUAUCUCGAUGUUGAAUGUAAAGUGGAAUAAUAUUUGUUUCAAGAUAUCAAUAUUAAAUGUUUGAUCGACUAGUACUCACUUACUCACCAGGCCAGUCACUCCCUGUGGUCACUGGGGCCGUCUUAUAGCUUUCCUCGCUGAAGUAAGGGCUUCCUGUGUUGUCCAUGCAAUUUUAAUGCAGUUAUAGUUAAAUCAGUAUAAAUUAUAUUCAUUGUUGAUAAGUCGAUGUUGUUAGUUCGCAUAAAGAAGUCGUGUGUCGCGGGACGGUAUUGAUACAGACCUCGAUCUUGUCCCACCUAACCUCGUGACACACGAGCUCUCCAUGCAUCCUCAAAUAAUAUUAAAUGGUUAAAUGUCAGUAUGUAGGAUCUUCAAUCACUGGUGUAGUUCCUUUAUCUCCCCCUUUGGGAUAGUACUUCGGAAGAAACUUCAAUGGAACAACUCAAUUAAAGUUUCUUCGAGACGGCUCUAAUAUUCACUUCUAAUUUCCCUAAUAUAGAUCAGCUUAAACGUAUUUACAUGUUUCAAAACUAACUGAAAUCUGAUAGGUAUCUCCCAGUACACUGAAAACGACUCAUUUUAUUUCAAAAUUAGGCAAUUAUACACAAAUGUAAUUUUUAAAUUUAAUUCGUAAUUAUGUUUCAAAUCAUGACAAGUUUUAAAGUUUUUAAUAUUACUGUGAAGCGAUGACUUCGAAGCAGCUUCUUUUUACUUUAAUAUUUUAACUUGAUUUUACGCAUUAUUCAAUUGAUAAAAUGAAACCUUCAUCUUAAUUAUUGGCGACUAUUGUCACUAUCAAAUUAAUAAACUAUAAAUUUCAAGUAUUUUGAUAGAAAAUAUUCUAAUCAAUCGAUUUUAAACUUAAAAUUUUACUAAAUGUUUUCAGAUAAACUUAUAUAUCAAGAAGUAUAUAGAAUUUUAACUACGUUUUAACAAAAUAUAUAACAGUUAUGACAUUGAAGAUAUAUGCCGAUUUGAAACAUAAUUUUAUCUUGAUUAAUGAACAUUGUUUGAACUGACGGUGUGCAAUAUUGUUAAGGGGUAAAGCAGAAUAUUGGAACAAAGGGAAUAAAAUAUGCAAAACUUUGCAAAAAAUAUUGAAUCAUGUUCCUACGUAAUGAAAUAUUUGUCAUCAUUUUUCUUAACCCUUAUUUUGCUUGGGAAUUGCUAAAGAAAUGAUACAAGUUUAAACAAUGUUUAUUAGUUGUUCCGAUAUCUACAACAUUGUAUAUUUAAGGUACGCUUCAUUUCCAAGCGAAGGAUACUUUUGUUGUAAAUUAUGUUGUUUUAAGUAUUUUAAGUUUUAUACAUUAAGUGUCAAUGUUUUUUAACCGAAUCGCUUGGAUGCGGGGCUCAGCACGUUUUGCAUACAAAUGUAAACAGCGUAGAUUUAGUUUCGUUGGGAUUGGAUCAAAGAGCUGUGCUGAAUGUUUUAGAAAAGUGGGAAAUGUAGGUUACAUUGAAUAAUACCAUUUCAUUACUCUAGUGCACGUUUCAUUUGCUCAGUGCAGUUUACAAAGAGUAUUUUAAUGCAUACCUUUUAGCACUAAGCUCAGCCUACUGUCCAAUGUAAACGAGACUGGGACUACGAGCCUCUCCGUCUAACGCGACGGUUUGGUGAAUAUUUUCCUAGGAUAGUGCGCUUAGACCAUUGCAAACUUCAAACGAAGUGAUCUCAGUCGAUAGUACUGAUAUUUCACGAAAUCAUAUUCCUAGUGUCGCUCGUACAAUAGAAAUAUGAUCUCGUUAUUAAGGGAAUCGUAACGAAAAUUAUGGACUGAAUUGUUUAUAAUUAGUUUUAAUUCGUUAAUUUGGUUACAUACAUAUGCAAAUUUUAUUUAGGUACCAACUCAAUGUCUUGCUCCUAGUGAUUACAAAAUCCUAUUGCAUUUAUUGGAUCUAUCAAUUUCAGUCAAUUACGAAAUGUAAUAGAACCUUAAUAAAUCACUACACAAA